This is a messenger RNA of Enhydra lutris kenyoni (northern sea otter), 2570 nucleotides long. RefSeq names its product basic helix-loop-helix family member a15. NCBI's taxonomy places the organism in Eukaryota, Metazoa, Chordata, Mammalia, Carnivora, Mustelidae. The coding region runs from base 38 to 601 and encodes 187 amino acids. Gene Ontology annotation, molecular function: protein dimerization activity. The record is from RefSeq and is a predicted model, not a curated record. The transcript has a single exon.
CAGAGCUACCACCUGUGGGGACAACCAGCCUGGAGCCAUGAAGACCAAGAACCGGCCCCCCAGGCGCCGGGUGCCAUCGCAGGACACAGAGGCCACUGCAGGGGAACGGUCCCCGGACAGGCCCCAGCAGGGGUCAGGGCCGGAGCUGGCCAAGGGUCUGCGGAGCAGGACGGCGCGGGCACAGGGGGCGCGGGCUGAGGCCGGGCGCCGGCGGCCGGGGCCCUCCGGAGCUGGUGGCCGGCGAGAGAGCAGCAUCCAGCGGCGGCUGGAGAGCAACGAGCGUGAGCGGCAGCGCAUGCACAAGCUGAACAACGCCUUCCAGGCACUGCGGGAGGUCAUCCCGCACGUGCGGGCCGACAAGAAGCUCUCCAAGAUCGAGACGCUCACUCUGGCCAAGAACUACAUCAAGUCACUGACCUCUACCAUCCUGACUAUGUCCAGUGGUCGCCUCCCGGGCCUGGAUGGGCCGGGCCCCAAGCUCUACCAGCACUAUCAGCAGCAGCAGGCAGCUGGGGGCACCCUGGGGGCCACGGAGCCCCAGCCCGAGGGCCACCUGCACAGGUACUCCACACAGAUCCACAGCUUCCGAGAGGGCUCCUAGCACCUGGCCUGGGGGGCAGUGGCCAGGCCCGCUCCCCCCAGCCCUGCUGCCUCCAUGCCAAGAGCCCCAGAUUGGUGGUGACAGCCCAUGUGGACGUGGCCCCAGUGGCUCCAUUUCCCUGAACACUCAGCUGCCUGUGUGGAGCACGUCCUGGCCUUCAGGGGACGAGACCAGUGAGCGGCCUGGUCUGGGCCAUGGCUCCGGGAAGCAUAAAGCCCAAACCUCCGCAGAGGUCCCAGGACCUGCUUUUUAAUUGACUAGGGCCACAGUGGACAGGCCUUUGUAACUAAAUUUUCUUCACUCCCAACUCCCUCCUGAGGCAUGGGGAGAUUCCAGGAAAAGGUCAGUUUUGGUAAGUUUCCCCAGUUCCUGCAGAGGCCCAGGCUCUGGAAGGGUCCUCCUCCAACCUCCAAUAUAGCCUCCUCAUUCGGGGUAAACUGAGGCACUGAGCAAGCAAAGCCCUCGGCCACAGAGUGUGGCUAAGCCAAGAUGACUGACUCGUGUAAUUCAGCGUGUGUCAGGUAGAAACCCCAAAACCCCUAGAAAUACUAAUCCGCUUACUUCAAAUUAAUUCUAAAGGGACCUUGGCAGGGAGAGCGGUUGGGACCUUGUCCUCGCUCCUGCUGGGUGGGGGCUCCUGACUGUGGAGGGGCACGCGGCCUGGCACUGUGGGGCUGGGGACAGGUCUGGGAGGGAGGCUGGGAGGCACUGCCUCCCCUGAGCAGCCCACCUCCGUGUCCCACUCAGGUUUGCUGCUUGCUAUCAUACUGGUCACUGCUGGGGUCAUGUCAGUGGCAGAGGGCGGUCUGACAGAAAUUCAGGGUGUUCUUGGGCCCUGCUUAGAGUUGGGGUUCCCUGCAGGGCUCUCUGUGGGAAGGAGCCUGGGGUGGCAGGAGCUCCCCUCCCCAGCCUGGUGCUGCUCCUUCAAGGCGGGCCUGGGCAGUUUGGCAGGUCCCUGGCCGCCUCAGGCCAAGCUUCCUUCUGUAGCGACAGGCUUGGCGACUUUGCUCUCAACACCCCCUGGCAUCUCUCCUCCCUCAUCCCUGUGCCCACAGUCAGUAUGGGGAGGGGACAGGACAAGCUUGGCAGCCUCAGGCAGGAACGGCAGUGACAGAGGCUGCGGCGAGGGUCAAGUUGGCCUGGCAUAUGAGGCCAGAGCUGUCCCCGAAGCCCCCGGGGACCAAGCCCCCCUCCUGGGUGGGGGCCAAGCAACAUGGAAGCAGGGCUGCCACAGGGCUGUCGCCCUCCCAGCCCCAGGGGUCCCGGCCCCAACUGCUUCAUCCCCUGCCAGGCCUGGCAUCAGUAUCAAGGACAGCACGCGGCAGCCCUCAGAGCAGCCAUUAGCCACGUUGGUCCUCACUUUCCGGGUCCAACGCUGGCUGGACCCUCCCCAGGCCCCAUGCUGGGCCCUUUGGAAGGCGGCCCCGGGAGGCGUGGUCUGGUCCUAGCCAUCCUUCAGCACGGUCAGGUGGGGGCCCCCCCAGGUGCUCCUGGCCUGCCCCUCGAGGCGGCCCCUUGGAAAGGUCGGUGUUCAGGACAUUCUGCUGAUGGGAGCCGAGGUUGAGGGCCGCUUGGAGCUCUGGACUGAUGGGGCUCACGCUCCCUGUGCGUGGCCCGGCCAGCUGGGAUGCAACACAAGGCCCACAGAGCUCAGUGUACCCCCCGAACUUGCUGAAGGAACCCACAAACUGAGCUGAAAGCAGCGGGAGGGGCACCCAGCAGAGGCUCUGUCCGGGAGACUGCCUGACGACCAGGGGUGGUGGGAGGGUCUGUGGGUCCCCACCUUGCAGGUGACAGCUUUCAGAGCUCCUUCUGUCCCAAACUGGCACCUGCAUCCACUUUGCUUUCCAGAGGGUGACCUGGGCCCAGAUGUCCGGUCCUUCUUCCCCCUCGUGGCCAGAGGGCGUCUGCAUACCCUGUGGCCAUAUCACAGAGGAUGCUUAAAGGUCCCAGUCGAGCUUUGGGGUGU